AUGGCUGCCAAUAAUCAAUUAUAUCAUAUUUCAUUGGCAUUGCUUUUUUGCUUUGGAUUGUGGACUAUUCAAGUCACUUCUCGUACUCUCCAAGAUGAUUCAAUGUAUGAGAGGCAUGAGCAAUGGAUGAGUCAAUAUAACAAAGUCUAUAAGGAUCAUCAAGAAAGGGAGAAACGUUUCAAGACAUUCACCGAAAACGUGAAUUACAUCGAAGCUUUCAACAAUGCUGAGAAUAACAAAUCAUACAAACUAGGCAUUAAUGAAUUUGCAGACCUCACUAACGAGGAGUUCAUAGCAUCUAGGAACAAAUUUAAGGGACAUAUGUGCUCCUCAAUCACAAGAACAACUACUUUUAAAUACGAAAACGCAAGUGCAAUCCCUUCUACAGUGGAUUGGAGAAAGAAAGGGGCAGUGACACCUGUGAAGAACCAAGGACAAUGUGGGUGUUGUUGGGCGUUUUCUGCUGUUGCGGCAACCGAAGGAAUUCAUAAGUUAAGUACUGGAAAAUUGAUCUCUUUAUCAGAACAAGAACUUGUUGAUUGUGACACAAAAGGUGAGGACCAAGGUUGUGAGGGUGGUCUUAUGGAUGAUGCUUUCAAAUUCAUCAUUCAGAAUCAUGGACUCGACACGGAAGCCGAAUACCCCUAUCGGGGUGUUGAAGGAACAUGCAAUGCAAACAAAGCAUCCAUAUAUGCAGCUACUAUUACAGGGUAUGAAGAUGUCCCUGCCAACAAUGAGCAGGCGCUGCAAAAAGCUGUGGCAAAUCAACCGAUUUCAGUAGCCAUUGAUGCUAGUGGAUCUGACUUUCAGUUUUACAAAAGUGGUGUUUUUACUGGUUCAUGUGGAACUGAGUUGGAUCACGGUGUCACUGCCGUGGGCUAUGGUGUCAGUAAUGAUGGAACCAAAUAUUGGUUGGUUAAGAACUCAUGGGGAACUGAUUGGGGUGAAGAAGGAUACAUUAUGAUGCAAAGGGGAGUCGAAGCUGCUGAAGGCCUAUGUGGCAUUGCGAUGCAAGCAUCUUACCCUACUGCAUAA
Messenger RNA from Lathyrus sativus (Indian pea), 1035 nucleotides. Lineage: Eukaryota; Viridiplantae; Streptophyta; Magnoliopsida; Fabales; Fabaceae. The record is from the annotation of a GenBank genome assembly.